AUGGAUAGUGACAAGAUCGAUGAGGCUGAGAUUGGUUAUGUACAUGAAGUCUCGUUGGUAGAACAUGCUGUAGAGAAGGAUGAGGAUCAGGGCUAUAUAAAAAAGAUGGAAUCUAUGAUAGAGAAGGAUGUUCUCUACAAAGAGCUGAAUGGAAAAAUAGAAACCUUAGAUGCCCAUGUCAUGAUGCUAGAUGCCCAAGUUUCUCAGACUGCAAAAGCUGUGAAGAAGCAAGAAGCUUUGGUCAAAGGGAAAGCUGUGGAAAGUGAGAGGCACCAGGUUAAUGCCAUCUCAGUUGAUGACUUUGGGGAAGUGCUCGAGCAGGGAAAGCCGGAAGAAGAUGCUUUCCUAGUCGAAAGCUGCAUGUUCAUAGGCAGCUCGAGAGAAGUUAACAAAGAGGAACUUGAAGGAUUUCACAAGAGGGUGAAGAGGGUUCCUAAGGAUAUGUAUUUCGAGGAUGCAUAUCAUAAGUAUAGACUUGGCAAUUUUUUCGGAGAGAGCGGAGAGACUGAUAAGGAUAUUGAGCUCCUAUUCAACAAGGUCAGCCGUAAACCCAAGAGGACAUUGAAGAAGGAACAAGAUCCUGGAAAGUUCCUGAUUCCAUGCUCUAUACAUAGCCACCAUUUACGAAACGCCCUAUGUGAUACUGGAUCUGCAGUCAGCAUCAUGGCCAUAGACACUGCUGAGCCAUUACGACUAAAGAUGGAACCUUCUAAAGAUAGUUUCACUUUUGUGGAUAGCUCCCGAGUAAACUCAGCAGGCAUGAUCAAGAAUGUUAAGGUGGAGAUAGGGGAAUGCAUUAUCCCUGUGGACUUUCAUGCUAUGGAUAUCAAAUCAGGAAAGACAUCUCCACUCCUUUUUGGAAGAGCCUUCAUGGCUACAGUAGGGGCAGGUUUGUUUACUGAUUUCUACAACAGGGUAGCUUUUAACACUAGGAUCUAG
Messenger RNA from Brassica oleracea var. oleracea, 939 nucleotides. RefSeq lists its product as uncharacterized. The transcript has 4 exons. The record is from RefSeq and is a predicted model, not a curated record. Bases 1 to 939 code for a protein of 312 amino acids. NCBI's taxonomy places the organism in Eukaryota, Viridiplantae, Streptophyta, Magnoliopsida, Brassicales, Brassicaceae.